Molecule: messenger RNA, 1601 nt
Organism: Chanos chanos (milkfish)
Lineage: Eukaryota; Metazoa; Chordata; Actinopteri; Gonorynchiformes; Chanidae
Gene: ube2v2
Product: ubiquitin-conjugating enzyme E2 variant 2
Exons: 3
Coding region: 14-325 (103 amino acids)
Source: RefSeq, a predicted model, not a curated record
UUGGCUGAAGAAGAUGGCGGCCUCCUCAGGAGUUAAAGUUCCUCGCAAUUUUCGUUUGUUGGAAGAGCUGGAAGAGGGACAGAAAGGUGUGGGUGAUGGCACAGUCAGUUGGGGCCUGGAGGACGAUGAGGACAUGACUCUAACACGGUGGACAGGCAUGAUCAUUGGACCUGCGAGAGUGGAUGCACGAAGCAUACCAGUUCUAGCGAAAUGGCAAAAUUCUUAUAGCAUAAAAGUCGUUCUUCAAGAGCUAAGGCGUCUCAUGAUGUCCAAAGAGAAUAUGAAGCUUCCGCAACCACCAGAAGGACAGACGUACAGCAAUUAAUUGUAAAUGAUUGUUCUGACCCUCUGUCUUAGAAAUGUCUUGUACAUCAUGAAAGAAGCUCACUCCACACAUCCAGAAUCUCCAGUGCAGGUGCAGAAUUGGACAUUUCCAAUAGUUUAGCUUAUACAAAAGAAAAUGCCUAAAACGCAAGACACACAGUGGGAAAUUUUAUUUUACAACUGAGUGCACAAAAAAGUCUGGCCCAGUAUUGUUCCUUUGAUCAUAAGCUUUACGUUUAUGUUUCGACUUGGCUUAGAGAGAAACAUGGUAGCAGGGUGGGGGGCUUGCAGGUUUAUUUCUCAUUUUAAGGUAAAACCACGGGACACCAAAAUUAAAAUUACAGUCUGUGUGUGAUAACAUGAGAAACCUUUGGGUAGUUAAAAAUAAAAAGUUGUAAUUUGUGAAUUGAACUGGGUGAGUUGAAACAUCUCACUGAUUUACUGUUGUAAGGAUUAUUAAAGCGUGCCUGUAGUUUACUUGUAGUACCACAGAGGGGAAAAGGUUCUUUUAAGAAAAAAAAAAUCUGUAUUUGACAGAAUGCCAGUUUGUUUCUGUGCUUCAUUUUUUGUUUUUGUUUUUUUUCCCCUCUUCAUUGUGAGAGAUUUUCUUUUCUAAAUCAACCCUUGAAUGAAACUCUACAGAAAAUGUUGGGUAUCAACAUGUGACACACUGAGAUUUAGGUUUAAUUUUCAGUUUAACCUCGAGUAUGUCACCAUCAGAAUUGACUUCUGGCAGCAGUAUCACUGGUCCCGUUCCCUAUGGCAGAUCCUUCCAUCAGAGUCCCACUCACAGCAGACACAGAGCCUGCUGAUUUUGACUAUCAUGGAAAUAAAAUGGGAGAAAGAUUUAUCCUUACUGACGAGCACCUUUUUCUCAAACGUAGAUUUAUUUCUGUUAAAAUAUCUGUCUUAGCUCUUGUAAAUGGUGACUAAAACACAGAACCCCUGUAGAUGGCAAGGUUUUGCUGUAAAACUGCGGAUCCAUUGGGUGGCUUUUAGUAGCGCGAACUCUGCUUCAUUACAGUAAUUGCAUAGAUGAUGAUUAUGUAAAGAAAACAUUCAGUGGCAGCUGUUGCCAUUCAUAAGAAGCCAAGAUUGUGAAAACCCCAGACAGUUAUUCUCACUGAUAUGUGAUGUGUCUGUUGCAUAUGAGAAUCCUCUCUCUUGCUCUCUUUCUCUCUCAGUCUCUCUCUUUUUUUUUUUUUUAAAUCUACACACCGGUUAUUUUGACUUUGUGACACCAGGCUGUGUUCAGGAUAAUUAAAUGAACAUUAUGU